UCGUCCUUCAGUAGCUCAGUGGGAAAGAUCCUCUACACACUGCAGGCAAACCUGAGCAGGUCCAUGAGAAUAGACAGAAAAGCUAAGGCGCAGCUGACCCUCAUCCACAAAGGAAACCUAAACAGUGAUCCAUCGCUGAUGACUCCACAGAACAGUUUCACUGAUAAGAAAAUGAAGCUCUUUGGAUCAGGAACAGUGGGCAUGGAUGUAAAUAUUGCACGAACAGGCUACCACCUAGGGGAGGGCAUAAAGGUUGUGGCUUCCAUUCAGAACAAAUCAUCUCGUGAUGUUAAGCCAAAGUACUGUUUGUAUGAGAAGUACAGCUACUUUGCGAAGGGGAAGAGGAGAGUCAAAACCAAAGACAUUCUGAAAGAGGUGGGGGAAGCCAUCCCACCCUCUGCAGGUCAGACUGUCACCAGGAUCAUCACCAUCCCUCCCACCAUGUGUGUGUCCAUCUUAAACUGCAACAUCAUCAAAGCAGAGCACAGGCUCAGGGUCUACCUGGAUGUGAAGUAUGAUUCAGACCCUGAGAUCAAGUUUCCCAUAGUCAUCCUGCCCGCUUUACAGGGGCCUGAUGAAGAGCAGCCACCUGCGUAUCCUGUCUAUGGAUUUGAAGCAUUUGCAAACUCAGACGUGCCAGGAGGGACCAGCUUCCUAUAAAAACCAACAGCCUUGUGCCCGUCUGCCCCACAUCCACCCUAUGGUACAUAUGGGAUGUACCCCUCCUUGACUGGUUUUAAUGAGAAAUCCUAG
Xiphias gladius (swordfish) is the source of this 753-nucleotide messenger RNA. Its product is annotated as arrestin domain-containing protein 1-like. The record is from RefSeq and is a predicted model, not a curated record. Gene Ontology annotation, cellular component: plasma membrane; cytoplasm. NCBI's taxonomy places the organism in Eukaryota, Metazoa, Chordata, Actinopteri, Istiophoriformes, Xiphiidae. Gene Ontology annotation, biological process: protein transport.